AUGACUCACCAUUGUACCAAGUUUUCCGGCCACUGGAAGAUUAUUGUCUACGAUGAGGAGUGCUUUCAGGGUCGCCGCCAUGAGUUCACUUCUGAGUGCUGCAAUGUGAUGGAGUUUGGAUUUGAGAGUGUGCGCUCCCUAAGAGUGGAAAGUGGAGCCUGGGUGGGUUAUGAGCAUGCCUCCUACCAGGGACAGCAGUUUGUGCUGGAAAGGGGAGAGUAUCCUCAGUGUGAUGCAUUUGGUGGAAGCAACGCUUAUCACAUUGAGAGAAUGACCUCCUUCAGACCUAUUGCAUGUGCUAACCACAGAGAGUGCCGUAUGACUAUCUAUGAGCGUGAAAACUUCCUUGGCCGCAAGGGUGAACUUAGCGAUGAUUACCCCUCCCUCCAGGCCAUGGGCUGGUGCAACAACGAAGUUGGCUCUUUCAGGAUCCAGUCUGGAGCAUUUGUGUGCUACCAGUACCCUGGUUAUCGUGGAUACCAGUAUAUCAUGGAGUGUGAUCGUCACUGUGGGGAGUACAAACACUUCAGGGAGUUUGGGUCCCACUGCCAGACCCCUCAGAUCCAGUCCAUCCGCCGUAUUCAGCAGUAACCACUUAUGCAAA
Molecule: messenger RNA, 604 nt
Organism: Boleophthalmus pectinirostris (great blue-spotted mudskipper)
Lineage: Eukaryota; Metazoa; Chordata; Actinopteri; Gobiiformes; Gobiidae
Gene: cryba4
Product: crystallin, beta A4
Exons: 5
Coding region: 1-591 (196 amino acids)
Biological process (GO): visual perception; lens development in camera-type eye
Molecular function (GO): structural constituent of eye lens
Source: RefSeq, a predicted model, not a curated record